Hemicordylus capensis (graceful crag lizard) is the source of this 1921-nucleotide messenger RNA. RefSeq names its product homeobox A4 (gene HOXA4). Gene Ontology annotation, cellular component: nucleus. Gene Ontology annotation, molecular function: DNA-binding transcription factor activity, RNA polymerase II-specific; RNA polymerase II cis-regulatory region sequence-specific DNA binding. NCBI's taxonomy places the organism in Eukaryota, Metazoa, Chordata, Lepidosauria, Squamata, Cordylidae. Bases 62 to 1117 code for a protein of 351 amino acids. Gene Ontology annotation, biological process: anterior/posterior pattern specification; embryonic skeletal system morphogenesis; regulation of transcription by RNA polymerase II. The record is from RefSeq and is a predicted model, not a curated record. The transcript is spliced from 2 exons.
UCGUCGAGCCCAGAAAAACGACAACGCGAGAAAAAUUAGUAUUUUUGCACUUCACAAAUUAAUGACCAUGAGUUCGUUUUUGAUAAACUCCAACUACAUCGAGCCCAAAUUCCCUCCUUGCGAGGAAUAUUCGCAGCACGGCGGCGGCGGCGGCAGCGGCGUGAACAACUACCACCACCACCACCAUCAUCACCCCCAGCACCACCCCCACCCCCACCACCCCCAGCAGCAGCAGCAGCAACAGCAGCAGCACCUGCGCCAGCAGCAGCACCAGGCUCACCCGGGCCAGCCUCUCCCCGAUUACUACCCGCGGCCGAGCAGAGAACCGGGAUACCAGCCGCCGCCGCCGCCUCCUCCACCGCCACCUCCUCCGCCUGAGGCGCUGUACCCCGCGCAGCCACCCCACUACCCCGAGUCGCCUUAUAGCUAUAGCAGCAUCAGCGCUACUCCGGGCCAGGAAAAGCCACCUCCAGGAGCCUCGCCGCCGCCACCUCCUCCUCCACCUCUGCCACCACCACCACCACCACCACCUCCUCCUCCUCCUCCUCAGCCUCCUUCUGCUCCUGCACGGAAAGGCCACCAUGUCCAGCCCCAACCCCUACUCCAAGGCCACGUCCCACAGCACCACCAGCCUCCGCAGCGCCAUUGCGAAGCAGCUCCAGUGGCAGGAACUGGGGGGAGCCCAGGGUGUCGCCUCUUGCAGGACAAGAGCCUGUCUGGUCUCAAAGGAAAGGAGCCGGUGGUCUACCCCUGGAUGAAGAAGAUCCACGUGAACACUGUCAACCCCAAUUACAAUGGAGGGGAGCCCAAAAGGUCUCGAACAGCCUACACUAGACAGCAAGUCCUCGAGCUGGAGAAGGAGUUUCAUUUUAAUCGCUACCUGACCAGGAGGCGACGCAUAGAGAUCGCGCACACGCUCUGCCUCUCCGAGCGCCAGGUCAAGAUCUGGUUUCAGAACAGGCGGAUGAAAUGGAAGAAAGAUCAUAAACUGCCCAAUACUAAGAUGCGCUCCUCUAACCCCUCCAGUCUUACUCAGCAAGCCAAAGCACCCCCACAACAUCACCCUGCGCAGCAGCAGCAACGGGGUAGGGCGACCCCAAACUCGACAGCACUAUGAUGGCCCGACCUACGAAGGGUGUGACCCGCCCCCCAUCACACCUACUCUUGCCUCUUUUUCUUUGCCAUGGGGACCAAGCAACUUUAUUAAGGGGCAAACACAAAACAGGAGGUAGUGCCCAGCCACAAGGUACCUGUUUUUAAAACCAAAACUGGACCAAGUAUUUACCUUUUGUAAAUAUGUUUUCGUGUCCAUCAUGUUUGCGUGUUUGUUUUUCCCCCUUAUUUAUGGAAAUACCCUCGGCUUCCAACAUUAAAAAGUUGUGGAUGGCUCCUGUACCUCAGAAGGACCUUUUGUAAAUAUGCUUUCAGAAGUCAAACAUGUUGAUAAGUGACCUUGUGAGACGUGUGUCAAGCCAUAGGACUGUGUUGUUUCGUGGGAUGUUCGUGGACUCUAAAGUACAGAGAAGUGAAGCAAGCUAAUUCCAUGGAAGUCUUUUGAAACUUAUGGGGCAAGGGGCAAAACAACUCACUGACCACAUGCCCCAUGCCCUUACGGACUGAGAGAAGGUGUCUUCUACGUACCAAGAGAAAUUCAACUUUUAAAAAGUGUAGUCCCCCCUGUAUUUGUGAAAUGUUAAAUCUCCCCACUAUGUGCCCCCCUGCAUUUAUUUAAAAAGGAAAGAAAGAAAAGUGCACCAGUAUUGCUAUAAAGACUGUUUCUGUCUUCAUAUCUUAUACCACAGUCAAAGUCCUGUAGAAUUUGUGAAUUCUAUGUGUACACAUUUGUGAAUGUGUGAUGUAUAUAAUGUCCAGUGCUGGUAAUAAAGAAUACUCUGUACAAAAAUAAAAUUAAAGGCACAGA